CAAGCACCCAGAAAUCGCGGAGUCACACAGAAACAGUGCAAAAAUGGAGUGGACCCCAAUGGAGAUCAACCCGGAGAUGCUGAACAAGGUGAGUAACGGUUAAGCUAACCAGGCAAGGGUGACGUAAUGUUCACCUUAAGUGCUCUCUUCUAUUGUCGGAUGAUGAGCAAGCUAGGCGUGGGUGAAAGCUGGCGCUUCGUUGACGUGCUGGGUCUGGAGGGGGACCAACUCUCCGCAGUCCCUAAACCAUGCUGUGCCUUGAUGCUGCUCUUCCCACUGACGCAACAGCAUGAGUCUUUCAGGCAGCAGCAGGCGGACAAGGUUGCAGAAGAUUCUGAGGUUUAUUUCCUGAAGCAGACUGCAGCCAAUUCCUGUGGCACUAUCGCCCUGCUGCACGCUGUGGCCAACAACAAAAGCAAAAUGACAUUUGAUGAUGGCUCUUCCCUGAAGAAGUUUCUAGAUGAGACUGCAAACAUGUCUGCUGAUGACCGUGCUACACAUCUAGAGAACAACCAGGCAAUCUGGGAGGUUCACAAUGAGGUUGCAGUGCAGGGCCAGUGUCUGCCGGAAGCCGAUAAAGUAAACUUCCACUUUAUUGCCUUCGUCAAUGCAAAUGGAGAACUUUAUGAAUUUGACGGGAGAGUGAAUGGACCGGUGAAGCACGGCGCCACCAAAGAGGAGUCCUUCAUAACGGAUGCAGCCAAAGUGUGCCGUGGAUUCAUGGAGCGAGAGCAAGGAGAGGUCCGGUUCUCUGCGGUGGCUCUUUGUCACGGUUAGAUAUUCGGGAGGACGUGCAUUCGUAUUCUAAAUCAAAAUGCGCCAUAAAGCACAUUGUUGCCACAAACUGUUCCUUCAUCUCUUGAAUAAAGUACACAUAAACACAAACUCUACCAAACCAUUAUCGUUCUGCUGACAAACUGACACGCACUCGUCCAAACUGUUUUCUGUGAUGUCAUCCAGCAAUGGGAAUUGUAAACCAUGAGCUCAGAGCUCGCCACUGCUUGUGUGCAUUUGUCUUUCUGUUUGUCAAAGUAAAAAAAAACCUGAUGCUUAAAUACCUUUUGUGCCAAUAAAUAGACCAGAGAAGGAAAAGAUGGAA
Pseudoliparis swirei is the source of this 1099-nucleotide messenger RNA. It is a transcript of the gene uchl1, whose product is annotated as ubiquitin carboxyl-terminal esterase L1 (ubiquitin thiolesterase). Bases 127 to 777 code for a protein of 216 amino acids. Lineage: Eukaryota; Metazoa; Chordata; Actinopteri; Perciformes; Liparidae. Gene Ontology annotation, cellular component: cytoplasm. Gene Ontology annotation, biological process: ubiquitin-dependent protein catabolic process; protein deubiquitination. The record is from RefSeq and is a predicted model, not a curated record. The transcript is spliced from 9 exons. Gene Ontology annotation, molecular function: cysteine-type deubiquitinase activity.